This is a messenger RNA of Capsella rubella, 578 nucleotides long. RefSeq lists its product as uncharacterized. The coding region runs from base 108 to 440 and encodes 110 amino acids. NCBI's taxonomy places the organism in Eukaryota, Viridiplantae, Streptophyta, Magnoliopsida, Brassicales, Brassicaceae. The record is from RefSeq and is a predicted model, not a curated record. The transcript has a single exon.
UGGUGUUUUUUUCAAUACCCACAACACAAAAAAACCAUUCUCCAUCACCCAAAAAAAAAAAAACACUUUUCUUUGUUUUUGUUUGCCAUAUUGAAAAGCUCGUGAAAAUGGAGAUAGAAUCUGUGAGGUGUGAGUGUUGUGGGUUGAUGGAAGAUUGCACACAAGACUACAUUAGUGAGGUCAAAUCUAACUUCGACAACAAAUGGCUAUGUGGUCUUUGCUCCGAGGCCGUGAGGGAUGAGGUGAGUCGCCGGAAGAUGACCACCGUCGAUGAAGCUGUUAAGGCACACGUGUCUUUUUGUGGAAAUUUCAAGAAAGAUAACCCGGCGGUUCAUGUCGCCGAUGGUAUGAGGCAGAUGCUACGGAGGAGGUCCGGUGACUUGACGACUUCCUCUGCGUCCAAGAAGUUUGGUAGAUCUAACACCACCAAGUUGUACUGAUCCAAUUUUUUUUUAUAUUUUCGCUAAUUAAUUUUAUGUAUAAUAUUUGAUGCUACUUUGUAUCGUUUUGUUUAAUGUCAUAAAUCAUAAAAUGAUGGUCGGUGAUGCUAUAACUACUAAUCAAUUAAUUUUCAUAAA